This is a messenger RNA of Hyaloscypha bicolor E, 1011 nucleotides long. RefSeq names its product NAD(P)-binding protein. The transcript has 3 exons. Lineage: Eukaryota; Fungi; Ascomycota; Leotiomycetes; Helotiales; Hyaloscyphaceae. Bases 1 to 1011 code for a protein of 336 amino acids. Gene Ontology annotation, biological process: steroid biosynthetic process. The record is from RefSeq and is a predicted model, not a curated record. Gene Ontology annotation, molecular function: 3-beta-hydroxy-Delta5-steroid dehydrogenase (NAD+) activity.
AUGGACUCCCCAGAUUCUCUCGGGACCGUGCUUGUGACAGGCGGAUGCGGCCGAAUUGGCUCCAGACUUGUCAAAGCCCUCCUCUCAAACCCAACCUCCUCCGUCCACGUCGUGAGCCGAAAUCCAACUUCCAACCUCCACACCAAUGCAAAAUACCAUCCAGCAAAUCUCACCAACGCCGAACAAGUAGCAGCAGUCCUCCAGGAAGUGAAGCCAACAGUAAUCUUCCACUGUGCCUCACCUGACUACCUAGCGCCCGACAAGGAACUUUGGCACACCAACGUCAUCGGGACUCGAGUUCUGCUCCAAUGCGCCGCAAAAUGCUCAUCCGUCAAAGCACUCGUUUAUACAUCUUCAAACUCAGCUAUUGUCCCAGCUGCUCCAGGAGUUGUGCAAACGGAGGAAACCGCAAAGCUCCAGGACGAGCAUAGCAAGAUCGACAUGUACUCGAAGACGAAAGGUAUCGGCGACCGUGAAGUCCUCGCCGCGAACAACCCAAGUGAACUCCUCACAGCCGUCCUGCGCAUCCCAGUUCAUGUUCAGCUUGGGGAUGAUAAGCUGAAGUAUGAGUUCUGCUACGAUGGCAAGGUGGUAGAAGCACAUAUCCUUGCCGCGAAGGCAUUGCUUGGAGAACUCACUUCUAAACCUGCAACGAAGAAAGUUAACGGAGAAGCAUUCUUUAUUUCAGAUGGCAUUAGCAUGCCAUUUUUCGAAUUCGCAAGGAAAGUAUAUGCGUCGGCCGGUCAUCCUGUUGCGAAUGACGAGAUCAAGGUCAUGCCGCUGUGGUUUAUGGCUCAUUUGGGGACGAGGAAGCCGGAAUUGAGAAGGCUGGAUAUGGAUCAUUUCAAGAAAAGCGUCGCGUGGAAGAUUGGCAAGGCGAAGACUGUUCUCGGGUACGAACCCGUGACAGACCAAGAUGAGGUGUUGAAGAAGUGUGUUGAGAGUUGUAUGGUGCAUUGUGGUCUAAUCGUUGGCUCAGAGGUUCCUGUGGGAGCGAUAAAACAGCUGUGA